UGGUAGACAUUCCAAGUAUUCAGCCAUCAGAUGUGCUUGCAGAGUCCGGAAAGGCCCUGAAAACUUUCACAGGGUUGAUUUAUGGGAAUCUAGUUCCGUUGGAGUCCUGAAGAAAAGUUCUCAUCUGUCCGGCUUCUAUCAAAACCAGCCGCCCGCCCCUUUCUGAGCUUCAAUCUCAACUGAGUUAAUCAUUGCUUUCCACGGCCACUGCGCUCAUAAUCAAGUUCUGGGUUCUUGUUCUGCGCCGCUCUGCAUCGCCCCGUUUGGACUCCAUUAAAGCUGCUUUUUGUUCCUGCGGAAACCGACGAGCUGAAGAUGAACCCCAGCAGCGGAAGACGCAGCGGGAAGACAUUUCUGUUCACAUCCGAAUCUGUAGGGGAAGGACACUCCGAUAAAAUGUGUGAUCAGAUCAGCGAUGCUGUGCUUGAUGCAUACCUAAGUCAGGACCCGGACUCUAAAGUGGCCUGUGAGUGUGUGGCAAAGACUGGCAUGAUUUUACUGGUUGGAGAAGUGACAUCUAAAGCCAUUGUGGAUCUCCAGUCUGUGGUUCGAAAUACCAUUAAGAAGAUUGGCUAUGAUGACUCGUCGAAAGGUUUCGACUACAAGACCUGCAACAUAUUGGUGGCACUGGAGCCGCAGGCCGGGGAGAUAUCAGACUGUGUGUUUGAAGGAAGGGAUCAGGAGGAUAUCGGUGCAGGCGACCAGGGCUUGAUGUUUGGAUAUGCUACUGAUGAGACUGAGGAGUGCAUGCCUCUAACCCUCCUACUGGCUCACAAACUCAAUUACAGGAUGAGGGAGCUUUCACUUAACGGAGAGUGUCCUUGGAUACUACCAGAUUCAAAGUCACAGGUUACGGUGGCGUAUCGGGACAGUGAGGGAGCUCUGGAGCCGCUUCGUGUCCACACUGUGGUCAUCUCAGUACAGCACAGCCCUGACAUCUCCCUGCAGGAGAUCAGGCACAGUCUGAUGGAGAAGGUGGUGAAAGUUGUGAUUCCUGCUAAGUAUCUGGACGAUAAAACUAUCUGCCAUCUACUGCCGAGUGGCAAAUUUCUUAUGGGAGGCCCACAGGGUGACGCAGGACUCACAGGACGUAAAAUCAUCGUAGACACCUACGGAGGGUGGGGUGGGCAUGGAGGUGGAGCUUUCUCUGGAAAGGACUACUCCAAAGUGGACCGCUCGGGUGCGUAUGCGGCACGAUGGGUCGCCAAGUCUCUGGUCAAAGCAGGACUGUGCAAGAGGGCCCUCGUCCAGAUCUCGUAUGCCAUCGGUGUGAGCCAGCCGCUCUCCAUCACCGUGUUUCACUAUGGCACAUCGAACAGGGACGAGGACGAGCUGCUGCAGAUAGUGCAGAAGAAUUUCGACCUCCGGCCUGGAGUGAUUGUGAGAGAGCUGGGACUGAAGCGGCCGAUUUACCAGGCCACUGCCUGCUACGGUCACUUUGGAAGAAAAGAGUUUCCAUGGGAACAACCAAAGAAACUUGUGUUUUAAUUCAAUAGUUAUGAAAAAGAUAUGUCCAGAUCAUUAACAAAAGACUUUUAGUGUUGAUUAAUUUUUUUUGUUCAUAAAUAAAAUCAUAAAUUAAGAUCUGUAUUAAACGUUUAAUAUACAGUCAAGAAAAAGUCAGGACACCGUAUGAAAGUCUAUAUGUUAUUUAACAUAUUUGGACACAUGGAUUUUUAAUAUCAUUUUCACAGUACUGAAAAUUGUAGGUAAUAUAAAUGAACAAUAAAAACUGACCUUUUAAAAAUAAAUGUGGACGCCCCUUAAAAUGGUGAAAAUUAUACACAUGGGAUAUCAGGUGCAAAUGAUUGUAAUAUUAUUCAGCAUUUUGAAGGAGGUUUGCCCUGUUUAGACCUCAGGGCCCAGAGCAGAAGACAUGUUUUGCAUAAACUAAAUGCAGUAUUCCGGGUAAAGAACCUAAUCAAUACUGUGAAGUAUGGGGUGGAUUGUAUUAUGAAUUAUAGUUGGGGCUUUCUGCAUUGCAAUGGGACCUGGCCAGCCUGGCCUGAUGGAAUCCAUAAACUCUACAUCAGAAGGUGCUCAUCAGAGACUAUAGCUACAAGAAGCUUCUCACUGAAGGUGAGAAGAGUUAAGAGUCUCUAUUAGGUUGUAGGGUGUCAUAACUUUUUCCUCAGUUAAAAAUCGGGUUUUGAUGAUGUCUUCUGUUUAAUGACUAUUUUUGUUGUUUAGAUGCAAUGAAACCACUUUCUGUUCCAGGAAUAAAAAAAAUAGAUUUGAUACCAAUAUGUGAACAUUUCUUAAUAAAGAACUGAAUAUUUAAUGCGAUGUCCUAAUUUUUCCAUGGCUGUAAGUCCUCAGUAUAAUUUUCUCAUCAGUGUAUGAUGUGCAGUUGUGUAUCUUUUAAUGAACGUUAAUAUUUGUUUGAAAUAACCUUUUGUUCUACUUGCAUAGCCAGAGGGAAACUUGGUCAUUUUGAGUAGAAAUGUUUGUAAAGAGAUUUCUAACUGUAAUCUUCUUAAACUCAUUAAAAGAAAGAAACUCUUAAAGGA
Girardinichthys multiradiatus is the source of this 2510-nucleotide messenger RNA. RefSeq names its product methionine adenosyltransferase II, alpha-like (gene mat2al). Gene Ontology annotation, cellular component: cytosol; methionine adenosyltransferase complex. Lineage: Eukaryota; Metazoa; Chordata; Actinopteri; Cyprinodontiformes; Goodeidae. The record is from RefSeq and is a predicted model, not a curated record. Gene Ontology annotation, biological process: S-adenosylmethionine biosynthetic process. Gene Ontology annotation, molecular function: ATP binding; methionine adenosyltransferase activity. Bases 316 to 1488 code for a protein of 390 amino acids. The transcript has 9 exons.